AUGUCUCCAACAAGAUCAUUAUCCGAGUUAGCUCAGCUGAUCCAAAUCCGGACAGUCUCUAUCGAGGGCGGGUUGAAAUCUGCAGGCAUUCCACAACCAUCCUUUGACGCUGCAGCUCCAGCGGUAUUGCCGAUCGGCUCCGAGCUUGAAGAUAUCCGUGAUGAUUUGAUAGAAGCUCUCGACGAGCUGCGAGCCCUGGUGCUCGGUCCUGUCGGCCAUCUCUUUUCGUCCAUGCUUCCCGUGCCCGCCAUCAAUGCAACACUGCACGGCAUCUACCGCUUCCGCAUCGCACAACACCUCGGCCCAAACGAGACUAUAUCGCACUCCCAGCUCGCGGAACGCUGUGGAUUGCCCGAGGCGGACCUGCGCCGCUACCUCCGCAUGGCCACGUCGCUGCGCCUGUUUGACGAGCCCGAAAAGGGCAUGGUGCGCCACAAUGCUCCGUCGGCGUUCCUGGCCGCGACGCCGCCCGCGCACGACAUGCUGGGCAUGCUGCUCCAGGAACAAGCGUCUGCGGGGCUGGUGCUGGCCGACACGCUGCAGCGUUAUCCGGGGUCGGAGGAGCCGGGUGAUGCGGCAGGCGUGGCCGCUCUCCUGGGGACGUUUGCACCAAAGCAAGGGGACGACGAGGGGGCAGCAGCCGUCAGAACGGAUUACUACUCGGCCAUUUCGGGGGACCCGGAGAGGGUGUCUAUGGUGGCCAGUGCCAUGUCGCUUGCAAGUAAGAUACCUAGCCACGAUGUUCGGCAUUUCGUCGAGGGCUGCGGGUGGGAUAAAAGCCCCGAGUCAUGUCCGCGGAAGGUCGUGGACAUUGGCGGCUCCGAGGGCAGGUUGUGCAUGGCGCUCUUGCAGAGAUUUGAUGGAAUCCAGGAGGCUAUUUCCCUCGACAGACCGGAAGUGGUGGAGGGAACCGAAGUGCCAGAGGCGUUACGAGGACGCUUGAGUUUUGGCGCGUACGAUUUCUUUGAGGAGCAAGCGGUGAAGGAUGCGGACGUCUACAUAUUCCGCAAUAUCUUUCAUAAUUGGUCAGACAAGUACGCAGUGCGCAUGCUGAGGAACCAAAUCCCAGCCUUGAAACCUGGCGCCAGACUAUUUGUGAAUGAGGCCUGUCUCCCUGAGCCUGAUGCAUCGAGAUUGGUAAAGAACCAGAUUGCUUGGGGAUCAGACUUGAUCAUGAAGAUGAUCUUCAAUGCUCAAGACCGUAGCAAAGAGGACUGGUAUGGACUCUUUGCCAAAGCUGAUGCCAGGUUCAAAGUUGUCUCGAUCAACACGCCUCCUAGGUCAGCUUUGGCUGUCAUUGAGGUGAUCUGGGAGGGAUAA
Messenger RNA from Pestalotiopsis fici W106-1, 1320 nucleotides. RefSeq lists its product as uncharacterized. The transcript is spliced from 3 exons. The record is from RefSeq and is a predicted model, not a curated record. NCBI's taxonomy places the organism in Eukaryota, Fungi, Ascomycota, Sordariomycetes, Amphisphaeriales, Sporocadaceae. Gene Ontology annotation, molecular function: O-methyltransferase activity. The coding region runs from base 1 to 1320 and encodes 439 amino acids.